AAUGCAGAUGAUGCAGGAGCUCGAAAGCUUUGCUUAGUUGUUGAUGAAAAUGGCUUUGGAAUUCCAAAAAAAUCUCUUGAACUUAAUCAACACUCAUUGUUAACAGAAGAAAUGAAUAAUUGGCAGGGAUCUGCUUUAUGGAUAUUCAAUGACGCAGUAUUUACUGAUAAAGAUUUUGAAUCAUUACUAAAACUUGGUGUAGGUGGGAAGUCAAAAGACUACACAAAAAUAGGAAGAUUUGGUAUUGGAAUAAAUGUCUCUUUUCAUUUGACAGAUCUAGUUAGUUUUGUUAGCGGUGAAUAUAUAGCAUUUUUGGAUCCGUCAGAAAAAUUUUUACCAAAAACUGGAAACCCACCUCGACAUGCACGUGGAAAACGUAUAAAUUUUCUUAAAAACGAUUUUAAAAACAGAUUCAAGAAUCAGACCGAACCAUAUAUAUCGCUCGCUCGCAACUUGUCAAAUGAAAAUGCGUCGAUUUUUAAAGAGUUCAAAGAGUUUGAUUUUACGAAAAAGUUUAAUGGAACUUUAUUUCGGAUACCUUUGCGAAAUGAAAAAACUGCUCAAAACAGCGAAAUUUUACAGGAAUUAUUUCAUCCUAGAGAUAUUUUACAAAUUUUUGGGGAAAUUAAAGGAAAUCAAGAAAUGUUAUUUUUGAGAAAUAUUGAAUAUUGUAGCUUACAGUUCUUAAAAGGCAAAUCCAGACAAAUGAUUUGGGAAGCUAAAAUUGAAAACAUGGAUCCUACCUUGCGUAAUAAUCGCUUAUCAUCAUCAUCAUGUGUGCAGCAAAUAUUUCAACUUGAAAUGGAAAUGAAUAACAGGGAUAGGAAAAGUUCAGAAAUAUGGUUAGUUUGUACUGAUGGAAAAGAUAAAAAUAGUGUAGGAGAUUUGGAAACUUUUUCUAUAAAUAAUAAUAUCCGAGCAAGAGGUGGAAUUGCUUCAUUGUUGGCACGAUCUGAUAAUAAAUCAUUAGCACGGCUAAAGAAGGAUAAGUUUCCAAAUCCCCCGAUUCCGAUGCUUACAGGGACAUUAUACUCAUUCCUAUCGCUUCCAAUAACCACCUUUCUUAAUGUUCAUAUUAACGGAACAUUUUAUAUUUCAAGCGAUAGAAGAAAUAUGUUGCAGUCAGAAAAUAACUCCAUCCUAAAUGGAAAGUCAAAAUCAAAUUCUUUGGGUGAUAAUUGGAACAAACACAUUUUAUUUGAAAUACUGCCACAAUUGCAUGCUACACUUUUAGAACGAGUUGCUGAAUUAGAUUAUCAACAAUUUUUAAUGUUUCAACCGGAUCAAGUGUCACAGUAUAAUCCAAUAACAACUACGAGGCUUUGGCCAAUUGUAAAUGGACUUCCAGGGAUUUAUAAAACCUAUGCAGAAAAAGUCUUAAUGAAAUUGUAUAACGGCAAUUUCAAA
Dentiscutata heterogama is the source of this 1407-nucleotide messenger RNA. Lineage: Eukaryota; Fungi; Glomeromycota; Glomeromycetes; Diversisporales; Gigasporaceae. The record is from the annotation of a GenBank genome assembly.